AUGUUUAUCGCGAUAAUAGGCACAGCCUCGGCAGGAAAGUCUACUGUUGAGGAGUACCUUGUGGCAAAGGAAGGAUUCACACCUAUCCGGCUAUCCAAAGGAACAAAUGCAGAUGUGUGUACUCGUUCUGAUGCUCAUCAUACUCUCCCAUAUUCAAAUGCUAGAAUGAAACAGGAGCUUCCGGAAUAUGAUCAAGUAGAGGCUCGCCCCUUCGAAGCGACAACUCCCGCAGAUGCCUCUGUUUUAUCGGACAAGCAUCUUUCCUUCCUAUCACUCGAUCCUACACCUAUUCACUCCCCGGGGUCUUUUCAUUUUAAGAGCAGUCUGAAUAUGACAUUGACCUUUGACACGCCAUCGGCCAUGCUUGACUAUGUAACCCGAAAUUGGCGGACGCGAUUCGUUACAGUCGACCUCUGUACAAGAGAGCAGGUCGAACGAUUCAUCAAACGACCUUUCUUCAUGUUGCUGUGCAUCGAUGCGCCAAUAUUUGACAGGUACCGACGAUCAAACAGGAACUCUAUUAGAGCCCAUUUGCACCUCUUACCUAGCCACUCCCUGGAAGAUUUUGUGCGCACAGACGAUGAACACGUUUUUGGGCAAGGCAAACGGGAUUCAAGAGAAUCAUUGAAGGGAUUGAAUGAUCUGGUUCAUAUUAAGAUCAUCAAUGAUUUUCGGAGUGUUGCUGCCCUCCAUUCACAUUUAAAUGAUCUUAAUAUACUUCACCCGUGUCGUCUCAGGCCGGACUGGGACACGUAUUUUAUGACAUUGGCAUCUCUCGCUGCUGAGCGAUCGAACUGUAUGAAACGGAGGGUAGGCGCCAUUUUGGUUAGAGAUAACCGCAUCUUGUCCACCGGAUAUAAUGGUACUCCAAGACACCUGCUGAACUGCAAUGAAGGUGGCUGCUCGCAUUGCAACGGGACAACGAUACUCAGCGACGAUACGGAUCAUUGUAUAUGUCUUCAUGCGGAGGAAAACGCGUUACUGGAAGCUGGAAGGGAGCGAGUUGGCGUCGGAUCGGUUUUAUAUUGCAAUACGUGUCCUUGCUUGAAAUGUACAAUUAAAAUCAUACAGACCGGUGUAACAGCAGUUGUUUAUAAUUUGUCAUAUAAAGUGUCAGUCAUCUUGCAGAUCGUGUGA
This is a messenger RNA of Guyanagaster necrorhizus, 1137 nucleotides long. RefSeq lists its product as uncharacterized. Gene Ontology annotation, cellular component: cytoplasm. The record is from RefSeq and is a predicted model, not a curated record. NCBI's taxonomy places the organism in Eukaryota, Fungi, Basidiomycota, Agaricomycetes, Agaricales, Physalacriaceae. The transcript is spliced from 5 exons. Gene Ontology annotation, molecular function: dCMP deaminase activity; zinc ion binding. The coding region runs from base 1 to 1137 and encodes 378 amino acids.